Laetiporus sulphureus 93-53 is the source of this 780-nucleotide messenger RNA. RefSeq lists its product as uncharacterized. The annotation marks the transcript as partial. The record is from RefSeq and is a predicted model, not a curated record. NCBI's taxonomy places the organism in Eukaryota, Fungi, Basidiomycota, Agaricomycetes, Polyporales, Laetiporaceae. The transcript has 3 exons.
GCCAUUGAGGUCUCCAGCCACGACGAGGGCGACAGUGAUAGCGACGAGGUCGAAUACGUAGGGGGCAAUAUUCCGAACUUGUCUCCGGCCCACCCGAAGAAGGGUAAAGGGCGCGGUCGCAAACUCGCUAAGUCUUCCGGCGCGACCGCCACCUUCGACGACCAAUACGUGCGCAUGCCGGUUCGAACCUUCCGCGAUCGCUCCCUCCCGCCAACGUACUUGCCGCUCUGGCAGAAGCCAUCCAUCGCGUGCUUGUGCCUAUAUUGCUUGUCUUCUGAGAAGGUCUCGCGGACGUGCACACUUAGUGAGUUCCGGCCGAAGUGUCGCAAAUGUCAUCGCGACCACAAGGCUUGCAAAUGGUGGACUCGUGACACGGCCCCGGACGUCAACGAUCCUGACGGCUGGCUCCCGCUAAAGAAGCUCUACCGUCGCAACGGCUGGUCGGUGCCCAAAUCGCCUGAGACGUCGGUGAUGGCGAAGGCUUCGCGCCACCAAGUUAGCUACGACCGGCAGAUGCGCGACGCCAAUACUGCUGGAAGCGAGAAGGCGACCGAGCUUGAGCUGCCGCUCGACACUCCCAUCGACGAGUACGAGGUUGCGCUCGCCGAAGCGCCACGUCUUCUUCCGGUCAGCUCCUUGCCGGACACGCUUGAGACCGAGUCGGAGGACAACGAUGCGUCCGACGUCGUCGUAGUGAAGCAAGAGAAGGACGUCGCGGGUCCUUCGCGUCGUGGCUUGGUUAUUCCGCCGCCGCCGCGUGGUGCGUCUCUUCACACCUAA